This is a messenger RNA of Branchiostoma belcheri (Belcher's lancelet), 901 nucleotides long. RefSeq lists its product as uncharacterized. NCBI's taxonomy places the organism in Eukaryota, Metazoa, Chordata, Leptocardii, Amphioxiformes, Branchiostomatidae. The record is from RefSeq and is a predicted model, not a curated record. The transcript has 4 exons. Bases 23 to 847 code for a protein of 274 amino acids.
CUGUGUUUAGUACAACGUCGGAAUGGCUGCUCUUUUGUACUGCUUUCUUGUCGUGGUCUUUGUUGGGGCUCAGGCUUUUCAGCCGAACCGAGGAGACUCUCAACUGCAACAGAUGAUGAAAACGUUUGCUGACGAGAUGAAGAAAACGUUCGCUGACGAGAUGAAGAAAACGUUCGCUGACGAGUUAGAGACACUAAAGCAGGAAAUUGAGGACAUGAAGAAGACGGCGGAACCAGCUCUCGGUGGUUCUACUGGCAGCGAACAGAAAAGCAAACGUCAGAUCUCUGGCGAAAAUGGAGGUUCCGUGUACAUCCGCUGGGGAAGGACCUCCUGUCCGAAUGACAUCGACACGUCACUCGUUUACGAUGGCAUCGCAGGAGGCACACAGCACACCCACAGCGGAGGAGGCGCCAACUACGUCUGUCUACCGAAGGAUCCUGAGUGGGGAGUCUUCACGGAUGGAAACCAGGGAACUGCGUACAUGUGCGGCGCGGAGUAUCAAGUCGUGUACGGAAACAACCCAUUCCAGGGCGCCUCCCUCCAUGAUCACGACGUCCCCUGCGCCGUCUGUCACGUGGCGUCUCGCGGCUCCAAGCUGAUGAUCCCCGCCCGUCUCAUCUGCCCUAGCGGCUGGACCCGGGAGUACAGGGGUUACCUCAUGACUGAACGCUAUUCUCAUAGCCGCUCUGAGUUCGUCUGUAUGGACGAAGAACCCGAAGCUAGGCCCGGCGGACACGCGGACCACAACGGCGCGCUGUUCUACCCAAUCGAAGCCAACUGCGGGGCCCUGCCGUGUCCCAACUACGUGCAGGGCCGUGAGCUGACCUGUGUGGUCUGCACCAAGUAACGGUCCUGUCGUCAACGACAUGAAACCACAGCUCAAGAUUCACAAAGUAGACAU